Molecule: messenger RNA, 2056 nt
Organism: Cutaneotrichosporon oleaginosum
Lineage: Eukaryota; Fungi; Basidiomycota; Tremellomycetes; Trichosporonales; Trichosporonaceae
Biological process (GO): translational initiation
Cellular component (GO): cytoplasm; eukaryotic translation initiation factor 3 complex
Molecular function (GO): translation initiation factor activity
Source: RefSeq, a predicted model, not a curated record
CGCCGACGCCGUAGCACCCAGCACCGUUCCCACCGUCUGCGCCGCCACCCCCGCAGACACAAAAGGCCACUCCGCACACGCGUACGGCCCACCGACUUUCCCCUUCCCCUACGAUGGCCGACCCAACCGCGUUCUACGAGCCCGAGGAGGAUGAGCUCCUCUCGUCCCUCGCCGUGCCGCAGUACGGCGGCGAGCAGGGCUAUACUAACGAGGAGAGCUACCGCCGCCUUCAGGAGCUGGAGCAGCACGCGUACGCGCAGCAGCUCGCUGCCGCCGAGAAGGACCAGGCGCAGGCGCUCGAGGCGAUCCCCGAGGAUGUCAAGCGCUUCCUCGUGCUCUUCCACCAGGCGAUACUCGAGAACGACCUCCCCACCAUCACGAACAUGUACGAGAGCGGGUGGAACAAGCUCACUCAGGCGUACUACCAGCACGCCGAGUGGCCUGAGGCCGAGCUCAUCGCGCCUCUUGUCCAGAACGACCAGGUGUUCCUUACGCUCUACCGCGAGCUGUACUUCCGCCACGUUUACGCACGUCUGCAGCCUACGAUCGACGACCGCUUCCAGUCGUACGAGAACAUCUGCGAGCUGUUCAACUACUUGUUGAACUCGGACGGCCCCGUGCCGCUCGACCUCCCAAUCCAGUGGCUGUGGGACAUGCUCGAUGAGUUCGUGUACCAGUUCCAGUCGUUCGCGCAGUGGCGCGCGAACCCCAAGACGAAGAACGAGGACGAGCUCGACAUGCUUGCGGAGGCGAGCCAGAUCUGGUCGUGCUACUCGGUCCUCAACGUGCUGUACUCGCUUGUGCAGAAGUCACAGAUUAACGAGCAGCUCCAGGCUGAGAAGGAGGGCAAGAGUGCUGAGGAAGUCGCCGAGAUUGCGGGCGAGUACGGCUCCAAGCCGCUCUACCGCAACCUGGGCUACUUCUCGCUCAUCUGCCUGCUGCGCGUGCACGUGCUUCUGGGCGACCCGACACUGGCUCUCCAGACGAUGGAGAACGUCGAGCUCUCGAGCAACGCUUUCCUUACCCGCAUCACCGCGUGCCACGUCACGACCUACUACCACGUCGGAUGUGCGUACAUGGCGCUCGGCCGGUGGCCGGACGCCGUCAAGACGUUCAUCAGCGUCCUCAUCUUCUUCCUGCGCAUGAAGCAGUACCACACCAGGAGUUACCAGUACGGCUCGAUCACGAAGACGUCCGAGCGCAUGUACGCGCUCCUCGCGAUCUGCACGACGCUCUCGCCCGGCCCGACCGACGACUCGAUCAUGUCCAACGUCAAGGAGCACUACGGCGACCAGCUGCAGACGCUCCAGCGCGGCGGCGACGAGGCGCUCGAGGUGUACAAGGAGCUCUUCCUGCAGGCGUGCCCCAAGUACUUGAACGUGAACCCGCCUCCGUACGAGGACCAGGACGCGCUGCAGGAGUACAUGGCUGCGCCGCCGCCCGAGGCGACGCAGCGCCACCUCGACCUGUUCCUGUCGGACGUGACGGCCGUCCGCGGCGUCAGCAACGUCCGCAACCUCUUGAAGCUGUACACGUCGAUCGAUGCGGCCAAGCUCGCAGCCUUCCUGACCGCCGGCGACGCCGAGGAGGAGGUGCUCGAGCAGCUCAUGGUGCUCAAGGCCGCGUCGCGCACGUACGGCAAGCACGCUGGCGGCGGCUCGCUUCUCGACGGCGACCGCAUCGUCACCAACAACCUCGACUUCACCGUCGACGGCACGAUGGUGCACGUUGAGGAGACGACGGCGCACCGCCGCUUCGCGGGCUUCUUCAUCCGCAACGCCGAGCACGCGCAGCGCGUGUACAACACCAUCCGCACCGCCCCACUUCCGUCUCCCCGUCGCAAGGAGGACGAGGCGAAGAAGGAGGCGUCUAAGCCUGAGCAGCGGAAACCCCAGGCGUGGGCGCCCAAGUCGCGCGUGCGCGUCGCUGCUUAAGCGCGACGACGGGAGAUGUCGGCGAUGAUUGCGUAGCGCGGGCGGGGGCACCCGCCUGCGGAGCCUGGCGCGGUAGGCGUGCCGGGAUAGAGUAGCUGUGACAUAUGCAUACAUAAACGGAA